This is a messenger RNA of Amborella trichopoda, 1620 nucleotides long. RefSeq names its product tubulin beta-7 chain. Gene Ontology annotation, cellular component: microtubule. Gene Ontology annotation, biological process: microtubule-based process. Lineage: Eukaryota; Viridiplantae; Streptophyta; Magnoliopsida; Amborellales; Amborellaceae. Gene Ontology annotation, molecular function: GTP binding; GTPase activity; structural constituent of cytoskeleton. The record is from RefSeq and is a predicted model, not a curated record.
AUGAGGGAAAUUUUGCACAUUCAAGGUGGUCAAUGCGGCAACCAGAUGGGAGCCAAGUUCUGGGAGGUUAUAUGCGAUGAACAUGGAAUCGAUGCCUCUGGUGUUUAUCAUGGAAACUCAGAUGUUCAAUUAGAGAGAAUCAACGUUUAUUACAACGAGGCAAGUGGGGGUAGAUACGUUCCUAGAGCUGUUUUAAUGGACCUCGAACCAGGAACCAUGGAUAGCCUGAGAUCAGGCCCGUAUGGCCGCAUUUUCCGGCCUGAUAACUUUGUUUUUGGCCAAAAUGGAGCUGGAAACAACUGGGCAAAAGGGCACUGCACUGAAGGAGCGGAGCUAAUCGAUUCUGUUCUCGAUGUUGUGAGGAAAGAAGCAGAGAACUGUGAUUGCCUCCAAGGUUUUCAGGUAUGCCACUCAUUAGGAGGAGGAACAGGGUCAGGGAUGGGGACUCUAUUAAUCUCAAAGAUCAGAGAGGAAUACCCUGACAGAAUGAUGCUUACCUUCUCUGUAUUCCCUUCACCAAAGGUCUCAGAUACAGUGGUGGAACCAUAUAAUGCUACUCUCUCUGUUCAUCAGCUUGUUGAGAAUGCUGAUGAAUGUAUGGUUCUUGACAAUGAAGCCCUCUACGACAUUUGUUUCAGGACCCUGAAACUGACUACACCUACUUUCGGAGACCUCAACCAUCUAAUCUCUGCAACAAUGAGUGGGUGCACCUGUUGCCUAAGGUUCCCAGGCCAACUGAACUCAGACCUAAGAAAACUGGCUGUGAACUUGAUCCCUUUCCCUCGCCUCCACUUCUUUAUGGUCGGUUUCGCCCCUCUCACCUCUCGUGGCUCCCAAGUAUACCGUUCUCUAACUGUCCCCGAACUCACCCAACAAAUGUGGGAUGCCAAGAAUAUGAUGUGCGCUGCUGACCCACGCCAUGGCCGCUAUCUAACUGCCUCAGCUAUGUUUAGAGGGAAGAUGUCUACGAAAGAGGUUGAUGAACAAAUGCUCAAUGUCCAAAACAAGAACUCAUCUUACUUUGUUGAGUGGAUCCCCCACAAUGUGAAGUCAAGUGUUUGUGAUAUCCCACCAACAGGGUUGAAGAUGGCUUCUACUUUUAUUGGGAAUUCUACUGCCAUUCAGGAGAUGUUUAGGAGGGUGAGUGAGCAGUUCACUGUUAUGUUUAGGAGGAAGGCCUUCUUGCACUGGUAUACAGGUGAGGGCAUGGAUGAGAUGGAGUUCACUGAAGCUGAGAGCAAUAUGAAUGAUUUGGUUUCAGAGUAUCAACAGUAUCAGGACGCAACAGCUGAUGAUGAGGCUGAGUGUGAAGAAGAAGAAGAGGAUGAGAUGUGAGUUGGCAGCAUUGUGAUUUUUUAUGGUACCGCUGGAGUCCCUUUGGUAGAGUACUAGGUAUAUGGCUUUCAUGGCAUUUGUUUGGUAGGACGCUGUGUAUCAAGUUUAUAGAUGAUUUGGUUUGUUGGGUGUAUUGUGGGAGUGCUCUUGGUGUCUGUUGUUGAUGAUAUUGUGGCCAUCAUCUGUGUUAUUGGCCUUGUUUCACUAUGUAAUCUUGGUGUUCAUAAUCCCAUGAAGUUUUGUAAAUUUAACUAUGGUUUUGAAAUGGAAUUGCUAAUAUCAUUA